AUGGUAAAUUGUCCAAUUUGUUUGGAAGCUGAUAAUGGACUAAUUGCAUUUGCAGCAUUAAAAUGUGGCCAUGUAUUUCAUCGACAGUGCAUUUCAUCGUGGUUAGCGAUUGAUAAAAAUACCAAGAUUUGCCCAGUAUGCAGAAAAUCUGCUAAUAGCUUUCUAACUUUAUAUUUUUUUAGCACGCAAACUGACAAUUAUUCUGAAAGUGAAAAACAAAUGGAGAAAAAAGUGUCAAAAAAACGAAAUAAGAAAAAUUUUCCAACCCACCAACAAUCUAGCAUACAUCACUACGAGCUUCGAUCAAUCAGUCAUAUUUCAAAUACUGGCAAUCCUUAUUGGCUACGAAUUCGACGAUCAUAA
This is a messenger RNA of Brugia malayi, 363 nucleotides long. RefSeq lists its product as uncharacterized. Gene Ontology annotation, cellular component: nucleus. NCBI's taxonomy places the organism in Eukaryota, Metazoa, Nematoda, Chromadorea, Rhabditida, Onchocercidae. The transcript has 4 exons. Gene Ontology annotation, molecular function: ubiquitin protein ligase activity. Gene Ontology annotation, biological process: interstrand cross-link repair; protein ubiquitination. Bases 1 to 363 code for a protein of 120 amino acids. The record is from RefSeq and is a predicted model, not a curated record.